AUGGCGAGCGCCGCAGAGGAGCCCUCAACAACUACCCACGCUCCGGCGUGCACGGCCACGUCAUCGUCUGGCAGCGGCGCAUUCUUCGACCUCCGGCCGGACAUGGCGGUACACCCGGACAAGAGCAAAUCGCACAAAGGCUCCGUCACCAAGGACUACCACGCCAAGGGCUACGACUAUGGCAAGAACUUUACGCUCAACAUCUGCGGCCCCGUCGUGGACCCGGUGACAGACGUGAUCGGACUUAAGAAGGAACAGUGGGCCAACGUGAGCGCCUACUACAUGUCCUACGGCAACAUAUAUUCGAUAGGAUCUUCCUCGAUGGAGCUCACCAGCCGGGGGAGUAAGCUCUUCUUGCAAUACACAGGAGGCUCGCCCUGCACCCCGAAGUCCAAGAAGGAGAGCCGGGCCGCAGCCAAGAGCGGCGCCGGAAGUGCAAAGACUCAGCCCCAUGAAAUCGAGACGAUGGAAAAGGGUGACGACAAGGCACCAGUGCAGCGCAAGUCGGCUACCAUCUCCUUCCACUGCGAUCUGAACCCCGGCAACGCGCAGGCAGCCAUCUCCUUCGUGAAUACCCCCGACGAUUGCGCGUACUUUUUCGAGGCUCGAUCUGUCCACGCUUGUGGCCAUGCCGAGCCACACAAGCCAGGGAGCGUGGGUCCCGGCAGUGUUUUCGGCAUCAUCCUCCUCGUCGCGGUGCUCGUGUAUGCCUUGGGGGGCGUCUUUUACAACCGCACUGUCACCCACGCCCGUGGGUGGCGCCAGCUCCCAAACUACAGCCUCUGGGCGGGCAUCUGGAACUUUGUCAGCGACAUGUUUGUCAUCUUGUGCUCUUCGUGCACGCGGUGCUUGCCCAGUCGAAGGGGCUACAGCGCCUUGAACUCCAACGCGCACAGCCGCAACAGAAACUCGGAUGCCGAAAACAGGCUGAUCGACCAACUCGACGAGGAAUGGGACGACUAG
Molecule: messenger RNA, 963 nt
Organism: Purpureocillium lilacinum
Lineage: Eukaryota; Fungi; Ascomycota; Sordariomycetes; Hypocreales; Ophiocordycipitaceae
Product: cation-independent mannose-6-phosphate receptor CI-MPR
Source: RefSeq, a predicted model, not a curated record